This is a messenger RNA of Microplitis mediator, 3087 nucleotides long. RefSeq names its product DNA replication licensing factor Mcm2 (gene Mcm2). The coding region runs from base 283 to 2937 and encodes 884 amino acids. Gene Ontology annotation, biological process: mitotic DNA replication initiation; double-strand break repair via break-induced replication; DNA replication. The transcript is spliced from 3 exons. NCBI's taxonomy places the organism in Eukaryota, Metazoa, Arthropoda, Insecta, Hymenoptera, Braconidae. Gene Ontology annotation, molecular function: single-stranded DNA helicase activity; single-stranded DNA binding; 3'-5' DNA helicase activity. Gene Ontology annotation, cellular component: MCM complex; nucleus. The record is from RefSeq and is a predicted model, not a curated record.
CUUGUCACAAGCUUGUUUACGUUUUUUUAUUUUUUCAUGUAUCAUUUUAAUGAGCUUUUAACGUUAAUUUAAUUUAAAAUAGUAUUAAUUAUAAAUUAACAAUACUUUUAAAUUAUCUUUUUUAUAAAACAUUUAAUUUCAAGCGUUUUUUUAACUCGACAACUCGCAAUUUUACACACGUGCACGUCCUAACCGUUGUAAAUUAAAUUUGUCAGCAAGAUAAAUAUUUGCACAAAGUCAAGAAUUGUAAUUAAGAUAAAUAGUAUUUAAACAAGUUCCAAAAUGAGUCAACGAAGUUCGCCACCUAGAAGUGUCAGACAUGCAGACGCUCCAACAUCACCAGCACCUGAGAUGGACGAGCCUUUUGAAGACGAGGGUCUUCUGGGAGAUGAACCCUCUCAGGAGGACAUCGUCAACGAGGAAGAGGGCGACGGCGAAGAAUUGUUCGGCGAUGACAUGGAAGCUGAUUAUCGGCCGAUGCCGGCACUAGAUCGUUAUGAUCGUGCUCUGAUGGAUGACGAUGAAUAUUCUGAAUUAUCUCAGGGUGAUCGAGCGGCUGCUGAAGCGGCGAUGCGCAAACGAGAUCGAGCUGCUGGUAUUUACCGGGAUGACAGAGAUCUUUUGUACGAGGACAGCGAUGAAGACGACACACAGAAUCAAAAACGCAGACGCGCUGAAAAAGCUGCUACCGGAGAGAUGGAGGAUGCUGAGAUGAUUGAAUCAAUCGAGAAUCUUGAAGACACAAGAGGUCAUUCAGUAAAAGAGUGGGUGAUGAUGUUGGGUCCAAGAACUGAAAUAGCAAACCGUUUUAAAAACUUUUUACGGACGUACACUGACGGCAAAGGUCAUUGUUUGUACAAAGAACGUAUCAGACAUAUGUGCGAAAGCAAUCAGUCUAGUUUCGUCGUUGAAUUUCCUGUACUUGCCAGCAAAGAACACGUUCUCGCUUACUUUCUUCCCGAGGCGCCAUUUCAAAUGCUUGAAAUAUUUGACGGGGUCGCAAAAGAGUUGGUCUUGACUAUUUUCCCAAGUUACGAACGAGUGACAGCCGAAAUCCACGUAAGAAUAUCCGAGCUGCCGCUUAUAGAAGAGCUGCGUACCUUCAGAAAACUUCAUCUCAAUCAGUUGGUACGAACACUUGGUGUUGUAACAGCAACAACUGGCGUCUUACCUCAGCUGUCUGUUGUCAAAUAUGACUGUACCAAGUGUGGUUACGUACUGGGACCCUUUGUGCAAUCACAAAAUGCCGAAGUAAAGCCUGGUUCUUGUCCCGAGUGUCAAAGCGUUGGUCCAUUUAUCAUCAACAUGGAACAAACUAUUUACCGCAAUUACCAGAAGAUAACAAUCCAAGAAUCUCCAGGCAGAAUACCAGCUGGUCGUAUUCCACGUAGCAAAGAUUGUAUUUUAUUGUCCGAUUUAUGCGAUCGUUGUAAACCUGGUGAUGAAGUUGAUCUCACUGGUAUCUACACCAACAGUUACGACGGGUCAUUGAACACCGAGCAAGGAUUCCCCGUCUUCUCGACGGUACUUCUAGCCAAUCAUGUUGUCAUCAAAGACUCCAAGGAUAUCGUCGACUCACUGACGGAAGAAGAAGUAAAUGAUAUUUUAAAAUUAAGUAAAGAUCAUCGUAUCGCUGAUCGUAUUGUCGCAAGUAUCGCUCCCUCAAUUUACGGUCACGAAUUUAUAAAACGUGCAUUGGCACUUGCAAUAUUUGGCGGCGAGUCUAAGAACCCCGGUAACAAACACAGAAUACGUGGUGACAUAAAUGUAUUACUCUGUGGUGAUCCAGGUACUGCUAAGUCACAAUUUUUGAAAUACACUGAAAAAAUAGCGCCGCGUGCAGUAUUUACCACCGGACAGGGAGCAUCAGCUGUCGGUUUGACUGCUUAUGUAUCAAAGUCUCCAGUGACCAGAGAGUGGACACUCGAAGCUGGUGCCUUAGUACUUGCCGAUCACGGAGUCUGUUUAAUUGAUGAGUUUGACAAAAUGAAUGAUCAAGACAGAACGUCUAUUCACGAAGCCAUGGAACAGCAGAGCAUAUCAAUAUCCAAAGCUGGUAUUGUCACGUCUCUCCACGCCAGGUGUUCAGUUAUCGCUGCUUCUAAUCCCAUUGGCGGGCGAUACGACGCAAGUAUGACCUUCUCCGAGAAUGUUGAUCUAUCAGAACCGAUUCUUUCACGUUUCGAUAUACUCUGCAUUGUAAAGGAUGAAGUAGACCCGAUGCAAGAUCGACAUCUUGCCAAAUUCGUCGUAAAUUCUCACAUCAAAAAUCAUCCUACGAAUGUAGACCGAGAGUUGCCACCAGAACUAAUUGAUGAUACUGCAGCCGAUGACAUCACCAUACCCCAAGACUUAUUAAAAAAAUAUAUCGUCUAUGCGCGUCAGAAUAUUCAUCCGAAACUCACGAAUGUUGAUCAAGACAAAGUUGCUAAAUUGUACAGUCAGUUGAGACAAGAGAGUUUGGCCACCGGAAGUCUUCCCAUCACUGUCAGACACAUCGAGAGCAUAAUAAGGAUGUCUGAAGCGAGUGCCAAAAUGCACUUGCGGGAUCACGUGCGUGAGGAUGACAUCAAUCUUGCCAUCAGAAUGGCACUGGACAGUUUCGUUGAUACGCAAAAGUACUCGGUUAUGAAGAGCAUGCGUCAUACAUUCCAGAAGUAUUUGAUGUACAGAAAAGACCACAGCGAACUACUCUACUAUAUUUUACGACAAAUUACACUUGAUACCCUGGCAUUCCAGAAAGCGCUCCAUGGAUCCCGGGUUACAACGAUUGAAGUUUCGGAGAAAGAUCUUCUGGAUAAAGCUAAACAAAUUGACAUUCACAACUUGGUGCCUUUUUACGAGAGUGAUGUCUUUAAGAAAAAUAAUUUUGUAUAUGAUUCCAAGAGAAGAGUUAUCGUCCAAACGUUGCCUGAAAUUGUUGAUGAAAAUAAUUAGUUUUAAGUAUUCAGGAGAUAAGAAAGAAGUUUUUUAAUUAUUACUUUUUUUUUACUAUUUAUAUUGAAACAUGUGACAACUGUGAAAAUACAAACAUUUAGUCUCUCUUUUAAUAAAAUAUCAAUAAAACGCAUUGUUUAUUUAUCAAUA